Molecule: messenger RNA, 2886 nt
Organism: Nothobranchius furzeri (turquoise killifish)
Lineage: Eukaryota; Metazoa; Chordata; Actinopteri; Cyprinodontiformes; Nothobranchiidae
Product: protein mono-ADP-ribosyltransferase PARP6
Biological process (GO): endoplasmic reticulum unfolded protein response
Cellular component (GO): endoplasmic reticulum tubular network; membrane; nuclear envelope
Molecular function (GO): NAD+ poly-ADP-ribosyltransferase activity; kinase binding; protein serine/threonine kinase activator activity
Source: RefSeq, a predicted model, not a curated record
GGAGACUAAUAGAUGGCAAACACUGUCUGAAAUACCAUCCAUCAACGCUGACACCACUGUGCUUUGUUCCAAUCAGGAUUUAAAAACUGAUUAAUGUACCUAAUGUUCCUUUUUUUCUAAAUGUGAUACACGAGCAUGAUCAGAUCUGGAGGUUUACAGCCUGGAUGGGGAUGCUGAGUGGAAACAAGCUGCAAAACUCCUUCAGCUCUUCCCCGGUCGCAUUAAUCUGACCAGGUGGUUCGCGUCUACGGCCGGUCAUGUGACCCAGAAGUCAGACGGAACAUGUGGGAUCUCUGCAGGUCAAAACGCAGACAGACAGCAGAGCAGAGCUCUUCAGUUACGGUGAUGUGUGUGGAAAUCUGUGGAGUAUGGCUGCUUGUUCUCUCCUAAGAAAAGUUGCUGUGGAGCAGACGUUGUUUAUUGCUGAAGAAAAGCUAAAUUAAUCACAUGGAGACUCAAGACCAGCAGCGGUGGACAGAAAGCUGCAGUCAUGAAGACCGUGAUGAAGACAUGAAUUCUGAUGAUUUCUGGAGUGAAAUCCAAGAGAGCAGCAGUGCUGUCCCGCCUCACCACCCACAGCUGGACAAAGACACGGAGGCCAUCAGGACUCUGUAUUCAGACUCGGCAGUCUCUGUCAGGGAAUACCCGUCGAUCGAUGGUGUGGAUGUCAACCUAAACGUCAGCACUGACUUUUUAGAUGUGAAAGUGUGUAAAGCGUGGAGGAUUAAUCCAUCAGAACCCAUCGUUGUCCGGCUGCACUUCUCCCUGUCCCAGUAUCGUGAAGGACCUGCUCCAACAGUUGCCGUCUUUCAACCUUCUAACAUGGAUCACUUCAGUGCAGGAAAACAGCUGCAGCAGAUCCUCACAGUCUUCAUAUCUCAAGAGUGGAAACACACAACAAACAACAACACCGUGAUCCGACAGAGGAGCAGACACAGCUGGUUCAGAGAAAACGGGACCAUCAAGAAGCUCAGUGCUCGACUCAGCAUAUGGCUGCCACUUUCCAGGCAAAUUAAGAUCCAGGAAGCAGCUGUUAAAGGAGGGACACAUUCACCAGCAAUGAAACAAAAACGUUUCCCAAACCAGACGACUUCCUACACCAUCAAGAAUCCAGCUGGAGAACGUUUCACCUACACCCCCAGUGGAAAGAGAGUGGUGGUUUCAGUGGUGAAAUCUUCAAUUCAGCUGAGCACCAAACAGCUGAUGGAGCUGUUGUUCACCUCCCAAGCUAUCAGGCACUGCAAAAGCACAUCCAGCCUGCAGCACGGCCUCUUGGUUCAGAUAAUGAGGUAUGCUGAGCAGAGACUUGCAACAUUGAACGAAUACUGUGUUGUCUGUGAUGAGCGACACGUCUUUCAAAACGGCCCCAUGCUGAAGACAGCAGUUUGCACCAGAGAGCUGUGUGUGUUUUCCUUCCACACACUGGGUGUGAUGUCUGGAGCUACAGAAGAGGUGGCGACUGGAGCAGAGGUGAUUGACCUGUUGGUGGCCAUGUGCAGAGCUGCUCUUCAGUCGUCUCGCAAAAGCAUCAUAUUUGAGCCAUACCCCUCUGUUGUUGACCCGUUCAACCCCAAAACUCUGGCUUUUAAUCCAAAGAAAAAGAGCUAUGAAAGGCUGCAGAGAGCUCUGGAUGGUGUGUUGUCAGUCAGAAGGAUGGCACAGGGUCCAUACAGCGAGGUAAAGAAGCACAUGGACAAGAUCGACCCUCUCGCUCAUCCCUUUUUACAAUGGAUUCUAGCAAGCAACCGGUCUCACAUAGUCAAGCUUCCACUGAACAAGCAGCUGAAGUUCAUGAGAACAUCUCAUCAGUUCCUGCUGAUCAGCAGCCCUCCAUCCAAGGAGCUUCGCUUUCAGACGGCCAGGAAACUUUAUGGCAGCACUUUUGCUUUUCAUGGGUCCCACAUAGAAAACUGGCACUCCAUUCUGAGGAAAGGUCUCAUAAAUGCCUCUUACACAAAAUUACAGCUCCACGGAGCUGCAUAUGGAAAAGGCAUCUAUUUGAGCCCCAUUUCAAAUAUUUCUUUUGGAUAUUCCGAGAUGGGUAAAGGUCAGCAUCAAGUACCAACCAGAGAAGAACUUCUAAAGAAUUACAACAAAAUAAAGAAAAUGGAAGAGGAACAGCCGGGACAAACCAGGUUUCUGUGUAGCCAUAAUCUAAACUGUGUUGCUCUGUGUGAAGUUAUCACCUCUAAAGUCCUCCAGAAACACGGACACAUUUGGGUCUGUCCAGUCUCCGACCAUGUGUGCACACGUUUCCUCUUUGUGUAUGAAAACGGUCAGGUGGGAGACGUGCACAUCGACACUCAGGAUGCAAAAAUCCAGCAGGAAAUUUCACAAAUAAUCGAUUCAGAGCUCAGCUGAGGCAGAAAACUAUCACUGUUUAUAGCUAGAGACUUUUUUUAAUACACAUUGCUAAAGGGAGACAUUGCAACUUUUUUAUAUUUUUAAAUCAUUUUCUAGAGCCAGUAUGUGCUAAAAUGAACCUUUACAGGUAAAUGAAAUGUCACCCGGCCUCUAUCGCCCCUUGUGGCCAGAAAAUGACACCUGUAACUUCAGACAGGUGGACCGCUCUGCUGGGACUAAAGAAAAAAUUGAGCUGACAUACCCAGCGCUGCAGUCUGCUUUCAGCACGUUUCCUGCUUGUUUUAGAUCAUGGACACAGCUGGUUGUUUUAAUUUAGUGUUGAAUCACUUCUGUAGACACUAAGGCUGGGGAGACGUUUCAAUUUUUAUGAAGGUGUGAAACAAGACAAACGCACAGCGAGGAGAAAAGUUUUGCCUUUGGUUCUACAAAAGGACACUAGGGGGCGAUAAAAGCAAGCCAAAACUGCCUAGUUUCAAUAUUUUGUAAAUGUUUAUUUGAAUAUAAAACUUUACAACUUUUUAA